Teleopsis dalmanni is the source of this 1610-nucleotide messenger RNA. RefSeq names its product probable hydroxyacid-oxoacid transhydrogenase, mitochondrial (gene T3dh). The record is from RefSeq and is a predicted model, not a curated record. Gene Ontology annotation, cellular component: mitochondrion. Gene Ontology annotation, molecular function: metal ion binding; alcohol dehydrogenase (NAD+) activity. Bases 310 to 1587 code for a protein of 425 amino acids. The transcript is spliced from 5 exons. Lineage: Eukaryota; Metazoa; Arthropoda; Insecta; Diptera; Diopsidae.
CAAUUGUUUGCGCAAAUUUUGUCUGCGAUCAAAGGCUAUUUAAGCAGCUGAGUUUUCAACCUUUUAGUAGUGCAGACUCGCAGCUGACGGAAUAUCUGGCAUAAUUCUUAUCAAAUUAUUUACUAAUCAAGCGUAUGAAGUUGAUAUUUGGAACCGGCCAGUGAAAGAAAAAUGACACGCAAAAAUGUACUCAAUUUAAUAAAUACAAUCGUUGGAAGUUCUUUUAAUUAAAAUUAAAGUUGCAAAUGCCCGGCACAUUCGCAGAAUUAUGGUUCGGCUACCGCAGCUGCCACGAGACAGACUGGCAAAAUGGAAUACGCAUUUGAGAUGUCCGCUUCAACUGUGCGUUUUGGUCCCGGAGUUUCAGCUGAGCUGGGUGCUGAUAUACGUAACCUGGGUGCGAAAUCAGUUUGCGUGGUAACGGAUAAGAAUGUGGCAAGCUUAACGAGUGUACGUACGGCAUUUGAUUCCCUUAAUCGUAAUGGCAUAAGCUACGAUGUUUAUGAUGAAACACGCGUAGAGCCGACAGAUACAAGUUUCUGGCAUGCUGUGAACUAUGCACGAUCAAAGCAGUUCGAUGCGUUUGUGGCCAUUGGUGGUGGUUCUGUCAUAGAUACAUGCAAAGUAGCAAAUUUAUUUGCCUGCGAUAAGGAAGCUGAAUUUUUGGAUUAUGUCAAUAAACCAAUUGGAAAAGGCAAAGAGAUAACCGUUAAACUAAAACCAAUGUUUGCACUUCCAACAACAUCUGGCACAGGUUCGGAAACCACCGGCGUUGCUAUUUUUGACUACAAGAAAUUACAUGCCAAAACGGGUAUUUCAAGCAAAUACCUUAAACCAUUUUUGGGCAUAAUUGAUCCACUGCAUACAUUAACUCAACCAGAACGUGUAACAGCUUAUACUGGUUUUGAUGUGUUUUGUCAUGCACUUGAAAGUUUCACUGCUAUUGAUUAUCGUGAGCGUAGUUUAGCACCCACUGAUCCCAGUUUAAGACCACCCUACCAAGGACGGAAUCCUGUCUCUGAUGUUUGGGCCCGUUUUGCACUUGAUAUAAUUAAAAAAAAUUUCAUAAAUGCUAUUUAUCAACCAGACAACAUAGAAGCUCGUUUAAAGAUGCAUUUAGCGUCAACUAUGGCGGGUGUGGGAUUUGGUAAUGCUGGUGUACAUCUUUGUCAUGGUUUAUCGUAUCCAAUUUCUGGCUUGGUACGCCAAUUUCAACCAGUUGGUUAUGCUACAUCACAUGCUAUCAUACCACAUGGACUUUCAGUUGUGAUUAGUGCACCUGCAGUUUUUGAAUUUACUGCAAAAGCAUGUCCAGAAAGACACUUGGAAGCAGCUGAAAUAUUAGGUACUGACAUAAGAAACGCUCGAAAAAGUGAUGCAGGAUCUAUUUUAGCUGAUACCGUUCGAAAAUAUAUGCAAGAUGCCAAAAUAGAAAAUGGAUUAAAAUCACUGGGUUUCACAACUGACGAUAUACCAAGUUUAGUUGACGGUACUUUGCCACAGGAACGAAUUACAAAACUGGCGCCGCGGUCACAAAAUAGAGAAGAUUUGGGAAAACUUUUUGAAAAAUCCAUGGAAAUAUACUAAAAUAUUUAUUUAUUUUACAAAAU